Messenger RNA from Anastrepha ludens (Mexican fruit fly), 1422 nucleotides. RefSeq lists its product as uncharacterized. NCBI's taxonomy places the organism in Eukaryota, Metazoa, Arthropoda, Insecta, Diptera, Tephritidae. The transcript has 5 exons. The record is from RefSeq and is a predicted model, not a curated record. Bases 276 to 1214 code for a protein of 312 amino acids. Gene Ontology annotation, molecular function: acyltransferase activity, transferring groups other than amino-acyl groups.
UCGAAACACUUACACAAGUCAAAGUGACAAAUUUAAUAAAAUUUCCACUGCCUAAUACUGGUGGUGCUUAUAAUAAUCAAGAGGCUUUUAGUCUGGCUAAUAAUAAUUUUUUUAAUCCCUCUCAUCAUGUUCAACCUAUAGGAGCGCGAUAAUGAGAAAAAGCACGAUUACUUCAACAGCUUUGUAUCUGUAUUAGUUUACCAAAAAUUAAGUACAAAAUAAACAUUUACAAUUGCAACACCUGCCAGUCGAAAUUUGACCGUCAGACCUCAAGCAUGGCAACGAGUGCGGCGAGCAGCUGUGAAAAGCUUGUGCGGAUACCUCCCGAGCAGUGGACUGCACUGCGCGAUGUUUACCGCCAGAAUUGGCCACAAAAUGCCUAUAGCUACUACGCUUUGGAAAAUUAUAUCAACUGGUCACGCAAAGACCCAGAAUUGUGUGAAAGGGAAUUUCGUAUAUGGAGUAUUGAUGAAAAGUGGCGGGAGCAUGGAAUCUACAUUUUGGAAGAUAAAACGUUUAUCUCACACGUCGUCAGAGUAGACGCCUGCGCUCUGGAGCAUAUCGCGCGUUAUGAGUCAGCGUUGAACCACUUGAAGUCCAUUCCGUAUACUGAACUUAUUUUUCGUGAAAAAACAUCUUCAGCUGUUAAAAAGUAUAUUGCACAAUUAGGCUAUGAACCGCCGCUAGCGCAAUGCUACCCAGCAAGGCUGUAUCACCUGCGCAAGGAAGAUUGUCUAAAACUUGAAGUGAGAGCUCGCUCGGAUUUCAUUAUUAAACCACUCGCGUUGACUGACGCCACAGAAGUUGAUGACUUUUGGGCGUACAAAGCACCCGGCUCGCGCUACAUCGUGGAACGCAAUAUAAAAUACAACGCCUCCUUAGGUGCCUAUCAUCCCGAAAGCGAUGUACUGUGCGCUUGGGUGUUGUACAGCGAAUUGGGCACCAUAGCCUGUUUGUAUGUGAAAAGUGAGUAUCGGCGACGCGGCCUGGCUGAGUUUUUAGUGAAGCAAAUAUGUCGCAUGCUGACCGCAAAAAAUUGUGAUGCUACCGCUCAUAUCGAGGACACAAAUAAUGCAUCGAGAAGACUCUUUACAAAGUUGGGUUUUCAAUCAGUUGAGUUCAACUACUGGUUUAUAAAAGCGGAUUUUGUAAGCUUAAAGAAGGGCGGCGAGCAUGUGGAACGUUUGACUGAACAGGCUAUGAAACAUGGCUGACAAGUAAGGGGAAUAUCAUGGAAAGGGUAAAAUAAUUAAAAUAACAUCUACGUUCUUAGAAAAGCAUUAUUAGACAAUUAAGUUUUAGUUCAAAAAGAGACAAAUGAGAAAUAUAUAUUAAAAGCACAAAAAGCUGCGAAUUAUUAUGGCGGAGGAAGGCAUAAAAUAAAAAACAAUUUUCCAAUGUUCCAUAAGAUAUUUAUUUUUU